Molecule: messenger RNA, 993 nt
Organism: Microthlaspi erraticum
Lineage: Eukaryota; Viridiplantae; Streptophyta; Magnoliopsida; Brassicales; Brassicaceae
Source: the annotation of a GenBank genome assembly
AUGAGCCUCUCCGUCGCCGUCAAAGCCAAGAACUCUACUCUCAUCUCUUUGAUCCGAUUCUUCUCCGUUUCCUCCGCCGCGUCGUCCUCGUCGUCAACAGUCUCCUUGAGUCCAAGUGGAAGAUUACAGCAAACUCUCUCUGGAUGUGUGGAAGUGAAAGGGAAGUCUCUGCAUUCCGGUAAGCUUUCUACGGUGAAGCUACUGCCGGAGAUCGCCGGAGCUGGGAGGUGCUUCGAGUUCCGCUCCAGAUCCAUCCCCGCGUCGAUUGAAUUUUCUCAGGAAUCGCCUCUUUGCACUACGCUGUUCAAAGACGGCCUCCAAAUCAGAACCGUUGAACAUUUGUUGUCAGCUCUGGAGGCAAAGGGCGUUGAUAAUUGCAGGAUUCAAAUCGAAAGCGAAAGUGCAGAUGAUCGGGAAGUCGAGGUCCCAAUUUUGGAUGGAUCAGCUAAAGAAUGGGUUGAUGCGAUUGAAGAGAUUGGCAUAAACGUGGCUCGAAACCAUGUUGGUGAAAGCGUGGAGAAGAUGGUAACACAUCUGAACAAACCCGUGCACGUUUGCAAGAACGAUUCUUUUGUAGCUGCGUUUCCGUCUAUAGAGACUCGCAUCACUUGUGGUAUCGACUUCCCACAGGUCCCUGCUAUUGGCUGCCAGUGGUUUUCUUGGAGACCUGUACGUGAAUCUUGCUUUGAAAAGGAUAUUGCACCAUCAAGAACCUUUUGUGUCUAUGAAGAGGUGGAGAGGAUGCGAGAAGCAGGGCUGAUUAAAGGAGGUUCUCUGGAGAACGCAAUCGUUUGUAGCGCGGAGCGUGGAUGGAUGAAUCCGCCGCUGCGGUUCGAUGAUGAGCCGUGUCGGCAUAAGAUCUUGGACCUUAUCGGUGACCUCUCACUUGUAGCAAGAGAAGGGAACGGAGGACUUCCUGUGGCUCACAUAGUCGCAUUCAAGGCGAGUCAUGCACUGCAUAAUGACUUGGCACGUCUUCUCAUCAUCGGCUGA